AUGGCUUCAAACAACGGCUCUCGGGCAGUGUUGGCGUCAGCUACCGAAAAUGCGUCUGACAGCGAAGAAAUGCAAAUUCCCAAUUUGACAAAAGACCUAUCGUCAAGUAGUGACGAAGAAAAUCCAGAGGAUUAUAAUUUGUCUAAAGUUUACUUUGGUCUUUUCGGGAGUAAUCUUCCUGAGAUAUCAAAAGGCGAAGACUACUUUCAGAAAUUACCUGAUGAAAUAAAGAGAAUUAUAUUUUGUCAGUUACCUUCGAACCAUUUAUUCGAUAUUUGUCCUAAAGUUUGUCGCGAUUGGCAACGCAUUAUUUACGACAGAAAGUUUGUACCAUGGAAGUUUCGGCAUUACUGUUACAAGAAGAAAAAUAAAAUGAACAGUGACUGGAUUCCAUCAUCUGGAAAUGUAACCACAUUUCAUUCAAGUAUAGCCUGCUUAAUAAGUGAAAUGAAAAGCCAGUCGACAACCUUCAUAGAUUUACUACCAUCUCUUAAGCAACACAUGUAUUACAAGGAAGCCAAACUUGUGCUUAAAACUUGCUUUCCACAUGGAUUUUCUAACAAUGUACCAAUUCCAUGGGCUCUUAUAGCUGUGUUUGAAAGUACUAAAAAAAUUCAAUUUAGUCCUGAACAGCUUCAAAUUAUCAAUUAUAAUGUCCAACCUGGAGAUACCAUCAAAAUCAUAGCUUUUGCUGGAACAGGGAAGACUUCGACUCUUGUGCGUUACACUAAAAUGCGUCCUGGCUUGAAGUUCCUUUUGGUUGUUUACAAUAAAUCCAUUGCUGAACAUGCCAAAACAGUUUUUCCCAAAAAUGUUCACUGUACAACUGGGCACGGUUUGGCUUUUAAAGCUACAGGCUUCAUUUAUGCCAAUAAUGAUAAACUUCAACUUAGAAACCUCAAAGUGUGUGAUUUGGAAAAUGUCCUCCGCUGUGGCAGAGAGUACAAUAGUGUCCUCCAUUGUCAAGUUCUACUGACAGUUCUAGAAAAUUUCUUUUCUUCCAAAGAUACAGAAUUGCAGCAACAUCACGUAACAGCAGCAAUGAGAGUGUGGGAAUCUAAAAUGGAGAAAGGAAAAAAAACAAUCAAUAAGCUUAUUGUUAAUGAUUCAAAAAGCAGACAGUUUAAAGAGUUACUACUCUCUCUCCCAUCUAUUCUAUUCCUUUCUUUUUUUCGUUUCUUCUUCUUCCCUUUCUAUUCUAUUCUUCUUUUCCUCCUUUUUUCGUUUCUUCUUCUUCUUCUUCUUCUUCCUUCUUUUUCUUCUUCGUUUCUUCUUCUUCUUUUUCUUCCUCCUUCCUUCUUCAUCUUCUUUUCCUUCUUUUCAUCUUCCUUCUUCUUCUUUCUUUCUCCUUCCUUCUUCUUCCUUCCUUCUUCUUUUUCUUCUUCUCCUUCUCCUUCUUCUUCUUCUUCUUCCUUCUUCAUCUUCCUUCUCCUUCUUCUUUUCUUCCUUUCCUUCUUCUUUCUUCUUCCUUCUUCUUCUUCUUCCUUCCUUCUUUUCUUCUUCCUUCUCCUUCUUUUCUUUUCUUUCCUUCUUCUUCCUUCUUCUUCUUCUUUCUUCUUCUUCUUCUUCAUCUUCCUUCUCCUUCUUCUUCUUCAUCUUCCUUCUCCUUCUUCUUCUUCUUCUUCCUUCUUCUUCUUCUUCAUCUUCCUUCUUCUUCUUCUUCUUCAUCUUCCUUCUUCUUCUUCUUCUUCUUCCUUCUUCUUCUUCUUUCUUCCUUUCUCUUCUUCUUCUUCUUCUUCUUUCUUUCUUCUUCUUCUUUCUUCUUCUUUUUUUUCUUUCUCCUUCUUCUUCUUCUUCUUCUUCUUCUCUUCUUCUUCUUCUUUCUUCUUCCUUCUUCUUCUUCUUCUUUCUCCUUCUUCUUCUUCUUCAUCUUCUUUCCUCCUUUUCUUCUUCCUUUUCCUUCUUCCUUCUCCUUUUCUUCCUUCAUCUUCUUCUUCUUUCUUUCUUCUUCUUUCUUCUUUCAUCUUUCUUCUUCUUCUUCUUCUUCUUUUCUUCUUCUUCUUUCUUUUCUUUCUUCUUCUUCUUCUUCUUCUUCUUCUUCUUCUUCUCCUCCUUUCGUUUUUCCCUUCUCAGAUUUUCUCAUCAGGAUUUGAUAAUGAACAUUGGUUAAUUGUUGCUAAAAACAUUUGGCACCAAAUGACUGACCUCAAUAACAAAAACAUUAAGAUGACACAUGAUGGUUACUUGAAAUUGUAUCAAUUAAGAGAACCCCAACUCACUAAAUAUGAUGUGAUUUUAAUUGAUGAAGCCCAAGACUUGACACCAGCCCUUGCAGAUAUUUUAAUUUCUCAGAGACUAGCCAAGAUUCUUGUAGGUGAUCCAUAUCAACAGAUCUAUGCUUUCCGUGGGGCAGUUAAUCUUAUGUCAGAUAUUGAAGCUACACAUACUUUCUACUUGACACAGUCUUUCAGGUUUGGUCACGAGAUAGCAAGUGUUGCCAGUUUCAUACUGAAUUAUUACUGCAGAAGUAAUAUGAUUUUGGUUGGCAGCUCAAAAGAAUCAACCAUUGAGGGCAAAGACAUUGGUCAAGUGGCUUACAUCUCUCGUUCUAACUCUGAAUUGAGGCUGAAAGUCAGAUGUUAUGAUUCCUUAAAUCAAGAGACAGUGCAGUGCUGCUGCAAUCUUCUUCGAGAAGAAGUCCAUGAUGAAAUUCUGCCUCCAAUAGUCAUGGAAAAGAAAAGGUUACGUUUGGUUGGUGACACUGAAACUGGAGGAUUCAUUUGCAAAAGAUGCUUAAUAAAAGAACAUCAUUCAUUAUCAAUUUUUUAUGAAAAACCUGAUUCCAUUUUGUUAUAA
Molecule: messenger RNA, 2796 nt
Organism: Acanthosepion pharaonis
Lineage: Eukaryota; Metazoa; Mollusca; Cephalopoda; Sepiida; Sepiidae
Source: the annotation of a GenBank genome assembly